Molecule: messenger RNA, 2501 nt
Organism: Ylistrum balloti
Lineage: Eukaryota; Metazoa; Mollusca; Bivalvia; Pectinida; Pectinidae
Product: amyloid protein-binding protein 2-like
Exons: 9
Coding region: 1-2439 (812 amino acids)
Biological process (GO): regulation of apoptotic process; intracellular protein transport
Molecular function (GO): protein binding
Source: RefSeq, a predicted model, not a curated record
AUGGCAGCUACGAUCCGAAAGGAUACGUUCGUGUUAUCUGACCAGAAAAGUACAGACAACAUGUCGGGAAUAGAUAGACAGAAUGUGAUGAGGCUACGUAUAAACAGAAUAGCUUUGGUCCAGGAACUGAAGGUUGAUCAUAUCAUUGGAGCCCUCAUAGAACAAAACUUACUUAACAAUUUUGACCAGAGAAAGAUUGCGCAUGGUACUACACAUGCAGACAAAGCCCGUAUUCUCAUAGACUUACUGCCCUCAAAAACAAAUGUCCCCGAUUGGUACAAUAUAUUUCGUGAUGCUAUGAUGAAUCCAGAUGCUGGCCCAGAGGUCAGGAAGAGGUAUAGGUCUUUGGUGGAGUUCCUUGAUAACACUGUCAUCCAUCGCCCAACCUCACAAACUGCAAAAUUUAGUGAAACAAUGGACAAAAGGAGGCUACCUCAUUACAAUCCAGUACCACCCAUCAUCAAGGACAGUAAGAAUCAGUCCAAACCUCAAAAUGUCCUCAAUCUUGAUGAGGAAAGACGUGGGGCUCCUCCAGACCAAGAGAUGGAAAAACAAACCAAAGACAUGAUACCAGAACGUGGGGACAAAUUGACUCCCUGGAAUCAAGACAAUCAAGAGUCCAUGACCCUUGUCAAAGGGUUUUUCCAGCAAUGGGUGCCAACUCCAGAUAACUUCAGAUCACUUUUACAGGUUCCUGAGGGUCAUUUCCAAGCUCUUCAAGAGUCCAAUCACCCUGAUGACAAAGCACAGCUUGCCUUAGAGACAAAAGCUUUGGAGAAAAUUAGAAAGUUGGAACUAGUUGCUGUUCUGGGAAGGAGAAAGCAGCUUCCUCAGGGUUUUGAACUCUGCAUGUGUGAUGUGGUACAUGAAAUUUUAUUUGACUCUGAAAACUAUCACCUUUUUUUCAAAUACUUUCGAAACCUUCAAGAAUCUGAAGUCCAUCUACUCAGUGACAUUGUGGAUUCUUAUUCUUCUGUAAUGCAAGCACUGGAUCCAUCAAAAUCAAGUGAUGAUACCAAACAGGCAAUCAAACUGGGUUAUCAUCUGAUAGACUUCCUUGCUGAGUUUGGAUACUUCAAGGAAGCAGAGCUCAUCAUGGCGGUCCUUCUGAUUGUUCUAAACCAAACUGACAACAUCGAGACAUGGAUGACCAAAUACAAAGGUUUUGUGAAGCUGAUGCGGCUGCGAAAUAUGAAUUAUAAUUUCAGUGGAACAUACACUGCCUAUUCAAUGGCUACUGAGAUGAUGUGGAAGAUAGAUAAGAUGUCCUUCGGAAAGGACCUGAUACCAAAGGCAGAGUUAUACAACGAGAUCUGCCAGAUGAUGUUAGAGCGUGGAUCUGUGAAUGCUGCUUUUGGCUGGGCACAGAAAGCUCUUAAGGAGGUUGGGGAGACUGACUCUGUGAAUGUUAUCAAUAUCCUAUGUACAGCUGUGAUAGCCUACUGUUCCAAGUGGCAGGUGAAGCGAGCCGAAACACUGGCCAUACAGGUCGUUCAGCAGGCCAGAACCACGUUUGGUCCAAGACACCCAAUGUACCUGAAAGCUCUCCUUGCGUUCUGCCAUUUCUCAAAUGAGUUCAAGCAGGAUCAAGCUGGUUUAGAUGUGGCUCUGCAUGCAUUAGAGGUGGCCCAUAAAAUCUAUGGCUGUGAUAUGAUCAUGACUGCCCUGGCCCAUCGAGCUGUUUGUAAGGCUAUGCUGGUCCUGCAGAAGUUUGAUGACUUCAACUAUGAUGAGCAUGCAAAUGAGGGAUUGAGGAAAGCACGGAUUCUCCUGCGAGACAACCAUCCUAUGUUGUAUCUUUUCCUCCAUACUGCAGCCACAGCUCUCCAGUGGAAAGCCCUUCACUCUUCGAAGGACAUGAUGAGUGCGACAUUGACAUUAGCCGAAACAGAGGCAAAGAUUGCUAUCGGUAUAGUUGAAGAAUAUUACGGCGAUAUUAGUGUGAGGGCUGCCCAAAUGUAUUCCCUUCUCGGGCAGAUCUAUUCCAAGAUGGAUAGACUACAGGAUGCUGAGAAAAUGCUCUAUAAGAGUGCUAUGUGCUUCAAGAUUUGUCUGAAUCCCAACAGCAACUUCCGCUUGCUGUCUAUGGCUACCCUUGGUACUUUCUAUAAGAUCUUUGACAAGCCAAAGGAAGCUAUCCUCAUGUUCAAUGACGUCAUCACAAAUUUAGAACCCUGUGGUGUAUAUCUGAAAUGGGUUCAUGUGUGCUUUGAGCACCUGAUAAGCACACUCCAGUCAAUCAACAUGAACAAGGAGGCUGACGAGGUCCAGAUCAAACUGUCACAGUGGCUGCGGGACCAUCCUGUCUAUGAGAGAGUGAUCAGUGUUGAAGAUCUGCAACAGAAAGCACAGCCUUUCUCUCGCUUCAUGGAGGAGUUUGAUAUCUGGGAAAAACAUACAAAGAAGAUUUUGGCGGCAGUAUUAAAGAAGGAUAAAUGAAGCUCGGGAAUUAACAAUUCUGAAACUGUCUGUGAUGGAUUUAAAUAUCCUCACUAAAAGGA